CUGCAGGAGCUGGUGAAGAACGGCCCGGCGCAGCACCCCGGCGCGGUGAUGAUUCGCAAGGCGAACGGCCGCUCGACGCUGCUCAAGUACGGCGACCGGAAGCAGGCGGCGAAGGACCUGGCCCUCGGCGACGUCGUCGACCGGCACAUGCUCAACGGCGACUACGUCCUCUUCAACCGUCAGCCCUCGCUCCAUCGGCUGUCCAUCAUGUGCCACUCCGUUCGGGUCCAUCCCGACCUCACCUUCAAGUUCAACGAGUGCGUCUGCAACCCCUACAACGCCGACUUUGACGGCGACGAGAUGAACGUCCACUUUAUGCAAGGGGAGGAGGCGAAGGCAGAGGCGGCGAUGCUCAUGCAGUCCGCCGCCAAUAUGAUCUCCCCGCGAAAUGGGGAGCCGGUGAUCGCCCCCAUCCAGGACUUUAUCACCUCCGUCUACCUGAUGACCCGGCCGGAUGUCUUCUUCAGCAAGGUGGAGCUGUGUGCGGUCAUAGCGAAUCUGCUCUCCCACAAGGACUACCGGAGGGAGAUUGUGGUGCCCCGACCGGCCAUUCUCAAGCCGUAUCCGGUGUGGACGGGGAAGCAGCUCUUUGGGAUGAUACUGCGCCCCUUCAAGGACUCCAAGAUUCGCCUGAACCUGGUCGCCCCUAGCAAGGCCUACUCGGGAGGGAAGGGGCGGUACAGUGGAGAGAUGUGUCGCGAGGAUGGAUAUAUUCACAUUCGCAAUAGCGAGCUGCUGUCGGGGACGCUGGACAAGUCGGUGAUAGGCGGCGGCUCGAAGAAGAACCUCUUCUACCUGAUUCUGAAGGAGUACAACUCGGAGGAGGCGAUUCAGGCGAUGCUCCGGCUCUGUCGGGUGAGCAGCUUCUACAUUACUAACCGCGGCUUCUCCAUCGGCCUCGACGACGUGACACCCACCGGGCCGCUGGAGGAGACCAAGGCGCAGCUGGUGCGCUCCGGCUACGACAAGGUGGCGCAGUUUAUUGAGCAGUUCAAGGGGCGGACGCUGCAGCCGAUCACCGGCCUGUCCGCCGAGCAGACGCUCGAGUCGCUCAUCCUCAAGGAGCUGUCCGACAUUCGCGACCACGCCGGGAAGGCCUGCAUUCAGGAGCUGAAGACGAGCAAUGGCAAGCGGAACGCCCCCAUGAUCAUGGCCAAGUCGGGCAGCAAGGGCAGCUACAUCAACGUCUCGCAGAUGGCCGUCUGCGUCGGCCAGCAGUCGAUUCGAGGGCAGCGGGUGGCGGAGGGCUUUCACCGCCGAGUGUUGCCGCACUUCAGCCCCGGGGAGAAGGGCGCCAAGGCGAAGGGCUUCGUGGAGAACAGCUUCUGGAGCGGCCUCGACCCUUUUGAGUUCUUCUUUCACGCGAUGGCCGGGCGGGAGGGCCUCCUGGACACGGCGGUGAAGACGGCGGAGACGGGGUACAUGCAGCGGCGGCUGAUCAAGGGCCUCGAAGACCUGGUCGUCCACUAUGACUACUCGGUGAGAAACUCCAGCGGUGAGGUGGUGCAGUUUGAGUACGGCUCCGACGGCAUCGACCCCAUCAACGUCGAGGCGGAGGAGCUGUACAUCGACUUUGAGUACGCCUGGAACCACGUGCUGAUGAUGAAGUGGGAGGAGGAGAAGGUGGAAGUUCGAAGUGAAGAGAGGAAGCCCUUUCUCAAUGGGCAGGAGCUGAAGGAGGAGCUGAGGAGGCGGCUGGACGUAGUUUGCGCCGAGCUGGACUUUGAGAAGAUCUCGAGCAGCAGCAGUCGGACCACUUUUGCGACGCACUACCGCGAGAAGAUUGAGGCCUUCUUUGCGCCGGUGGCCGCCCGUCUGGACGCCCUCUUUGGUCGGUACAAGGCGGCGGAUGACUGCGACUGGCAGAAGAUCAGCCGCAUCACGCCCGCCCACCUGGAGGUCUUUCUGCGGCGGGUGGCGCGCAAGUUCACCCACUCGAAGAUUGACCCGGGCACGGCCAUUGGGGCCAUCUGUGCGCAGUCGAUUGGCGAGCCGACGACGCAGAUGACGCUCAAGACGUUUCACUUUACCGGCGUCGCCUCGAUGAACAUUACGCAGGGUGUCCCCCGCAUCACCGAGAUCAUCAACGCCACGAAGAACUCCUCCACGCCCUUCAUUGUAGCCCAUCUGCUGGACUCGGGCAGCGAGGCGGCGGCCGAGGCGACGAAGCUGAAGAUCGAGAAGGUCUACCUCGACCAGAUCUGCCGGAAGAUCUACCAGUGCACUGAUAAUGGCGAGCUCUGCUACGUCCUGGCGCUCAACGAUGAGCUCUUUACUAAACAGCUCCACCUGAAUGAGAAUGCUCUCGUGGAGGAGAUCAACGCCCAGCUGAAGCCAACGAGCGUCAAGGCGGUCUACCCGUACAUUAAAAUCUGCCCUCGCGUCAAGCGAAUGGUCUACCUGCCGGCCAUCUUUGAGGACGAGAUUUCCAAUGUGGUCAUCAGCGGCAACCGCUCCGUGGAGCGGGUCACCAUCCGCGAGGACAGCAAGGACGGCUACUACCUGGCCAUCGAGGGCAACGGCUUGCGCGACGUGCUGGCCACGCGGGGCAUCAACGCCCGCCGCACCACCUCCAACAACAUUCACGAGGUGGCGGCG
Rhagoletis zephyria (snowberry fruit fly) is the source of this 2598-nucleotide messenger RNA. Lineage: Eukaryota; Metazoa; Arthropoda; Insecta; Diptera; Tephritidae. The record is from RefSeq and is a predicted model, not a curated record.